AUGGGUCGGCAUGCCUGGUGCCACUGCUGGGCGCUGGCUGCACUUUUUGCCAUUUUUCAGAGCCCGGUGAGCCUCGUGAACCCGAGCCUGGCGAGGGCUUCGUGGCCUUGCAGGUCUGCUCGCAUCACCCGAGCGGCAAACCCAGAGGCAAUCUGGCAGGAGGCCCUGCAGGCGGAGCGAGACCGCUCGGAGCUGCUGCUGGGCAAGUUAGAGGAUCUUGAAGGCCUCGGGGCGGCCGAUGAUGCGCAAGACCGGCGCCGGUCUCUGCAGGAAGAGCUCUCCAGCUUCCUGGCCACGGAGGUGCCCCAGACUCAGAGCUCCUUUGAGAAGCUGAAAAACUACAACGACGAGCUGGACGAGGCUCUGCAGUCGCUGCAGAAUCCUCGCCGCAAGACGAGCAUGCCCUCCUUCGUGCCAACUUCUGGCCGUCUCGCUGGCGAUCCGGUGACCAUCGACAUCCUGCCUCCUGUCCGUGAGACGGACGGCCCCGCUUUGGUGCCGGGCGCCGCGCACGUGCGCGUCUCGCUGCCGCUCUCGGACAACUCGGAGCUGAUGUGGGGCUCCGACCUCACGCCACUCUACGAGCCAAGCGGCGCCCGGCUCAUGUGCUUCACGGCCUUCCUGCCCCUGGGCCUCCGCCUGGUGGAGGUUCAGAGGCCUUUGGAUGUUCCAAAAGCGGAUGCGGACCUCGUGGUGGUGCUGUCUGUUGACCCAAAGAGCGAGGCCGACAUGCUGGGCAUCCAGGUGGGCGACAUCGUCCGUGCGGUGUCCUUCGUUGGACAAGGCCCAGACCCGGGCUGGCUGGACAAGAUGUUGGGUGCGGAGGCGAUGCCCAUGCAGCAGGUGAUGAAGUGUGAUGGUCGCUCAGCGGAUGAGGUAACUGAAGCGUUGGACUCCAACCGCGAGAAUCGUGAUGGCCGCCUGGUGCUGCUGCUGGAGCGGCCCCCAUGA
Symbiodinium natans is the source of this 951-nucleotide messenger RNA. The record is from the annotation of a GenBank genome assembly. NCBI's taxonomy places the organism in Eukaryota, Dinophyceae, Suessiales, Symbiodiniaceae.